This is a messenger RNA of Owenia fusiformis, 1783 nucleotides long. The record is from the annotation of a GenBank genome assembly. NCBI's taxonomy places the organism in Eukaryota, Metazoa, Annelida, Polychaeta, Sabellida, Oweniidae.
AAUAGAUUAUUCUCGUGUUCUUGAACAUCAAAAAAUAUCUAUUCGUCACAGUUUAGUUAAAAGCUAGCAAUCACAUGGUUAACAGAAGAUGCAAACUGUCCUCAAGGCUAAAGGGUCAUUUAUGAUCUUUACAUAUUGUAUUACCUUUAUUGGGAGAUUUCUACAAAUAUAUAAUACUUGUUUUAUUUUGAUUAUGAUCCUUCGAACACUUUGAAAUUUAGUUUGAAAUAAUGGAGAAGGAAAGUAUUAUAUUUCGUCUCGAAAGUAUCUGAAAGUGUUCCUGGGCACUUCCGGUUAAAUGUGGACACACACAAAAUGUUGAAAUCAGCUGCAAGUUUUGUGUUUUUCACCUUACCAAAACGUUUACCUAAGAAUUCUUUACAUCUGACUAAUAAGACGACAAUACCAGGAAUCACCUUGAAACAAAACCGAACCAUGGCGUCGAGUAGUAACCUAGAUAUAGGUGGAAUUUAUCCACCAAUUCCCACCCCUUUUGAUGAAAAAGAAAAUAUUGCUUAUGAUAAAUUGGAGAAAAACCUAUCCAUAUGGAAUAAGGCCCCACUCAAAGGGUACGUUGUUCAGGGUUCCAAUGGCGAAUAUACAUUCCUGACUGCAGAAGAGCGGGUUGAGAUGGUGAAGAAAGUUAGGGAGAUGAUACCUAAGGACAAACUUAUCUUAGCAGGCUCAGGCUGUGAAUCAACUCGAGAUACUAUUGUGAUGUCAGAGAAGAUGGCUGAAGCUGGUGCAGAUGCAGUUCUGGUGGUGACACCUUGUUAUUUUAAGAAUGCUAUGACAAAUGCUGCCCUGAUCAAUCACUAUACAAAGCUAGCUGAUGCGUGUCCAGUGCCUGUUAUACUGUAUAGCGUCCCAGCAAACACGGGGAUCGAUAUGGCCCCUGAGGUUGUGAUACAACUAUCUAGUCAUCCUAAUAUCAUAGGCUUGAAAGACAGCGGUGGUGAUAUUGGUAAAAUAGGAAACAUGGUCUUCAAGACAAAGGCAAACAAUUUCCAGAUUCUUGCUGGCUCUGCAGGCUUCCUUUACCCUGGCUAUGCAGUAGGCUGUGUAGGUGGAGUGUGUGCCUUGGCCAAUGUUCUCCCAAAUGAAGUAUGUGAAAUAGAUAGGCUCUUCAAGGCAGGUGACCACAAGGCAGCUCAAGACCUACAACACAGACUCAUUGCACCUAAUGCUGCUAUAACAAAGAAAUUUGGUGUUCCCGGGUUAAAGGCUUCCAUGGAGAGAUUCGGGUUCUACGGGGGACCUCCUAGAUCUCCCCUCUUACCAGCCACCCCAGAGGACACUGAGAAGCUACUUGGGGAUUUCAGAUAUAGUGAAUUCCUUUAAAUAGUGUACAUGAACUGUAUACAGUAUAAUGCAUAGCCGAUAGAUAUGGCUUAAAUUGAAACAACUUUCCAGUCAUUUACAUAAAAAUAAACUUAUACCUAUGCAUUAAACUGUACUAUACAUACGUAUUGCGUACACUAUUAGGUAAUCUCAAAUAGAGAUUAUUUUUAUACUGGGAAAUGUGAACGGGAAAUAUGAGCUUUAAAAGUUUGAUAAAAAAUAUUUUCAUCUAUUUAUCAGGUUUUAUUGGUUGUAACAGCUGAUAUGUAUCUUUUGAAAGACCCAUUGUUCUUCAUUAAAAUGAAAAUCAUUAAAAAAAAUUAAAAAAUGUAUUUGAUACAUGUACAUGAGGUAUGAUUAUGAACGUUCUUAAAGAGUGUAGAAGGGAGAGUUUAAAGUAAAAGUGCUCUAUUUUUUAAUGAAUCCAAUAAAACGAGUUGAA